UGGUGACGUGGUGCAGGUCGUUUCCCUCGCGCGCAGCUCCUCGCUCUCCCGCAGACUGUGCAUUGCGUGCGCAGUAACUAUACCUUCAAUCGAUCCGCGCCGUUUUCCACAGUCUGACCCCCCUCCUACCCUCCAUCCCCACGCCUGGUCGCUGGGAGGAUUUUCCUCCCACUCCAACUACUUUCUUCAUAUUUCUUUUUCUCUCCUUUUUUCAAUGGGUUCUGGUGAUUUAUUGGGAGAUUUCGACUCUGCAGCUUUUUUGUUCAUCAUGAUAGAAAUUUAAAGAUUGCAUCCUUCUGUCUCCAUCCCCGCGGGAAAACCUGGGAGGAUCAUGCAAUAUCUGAAGCCAUGGCGAGCUCUGCUCCUUCUGGCCGUGCUGUACCAGCCAGCAACCUCAGAUAAAUACGGAUGCCUUUUUGAGAGAAAACUGUGCACAAGGGAUCAGUUCUGCUCGGAUGAUGGGCUUUUUGGUCAAUGUCAAAGCUCCAAGCAGGACCUGGUCCAGUACCAAGUAUCAGUUCCAGUACUGAAGAGGAUGCAGGAAGUCCUCAAGCAGCUCAUGCUACAAGGGCUGUCGUGGCAGGAUGAUAUCACCCAAUCUAUUUUAUCCAAGGAGCUGAAGAGAGUUCCUCACACCACCCUUCCAUCAAAGCCAAACGCCUCUUCUUCAUCUCAUCAUUUGUCUCAAUCCAAACAUUACACUCCCCACCAUCUCAGCUCAAAGCAGGGGUCUCUGCCUCCAGGUGGAAAGUAUGUGGACUACAUGAUUGUCGAGCCUCCUGUGUCCCAGAUGCACAUGCAAGCUGCAGCCUUGGACCCAUACACUUACCACCAGCACAGGUACCAAGAUGAGGUAGAGCGAUCUCUCAUGACAGCAGGAGGGGGUUAUGCUCGCCCCCCCUCUAGAUACCAGGCCGGUCAGCGAGAGCGCGACAGGCAGCUGCUGCAGCAAGCUCUGUCUCUCUAUCUGGCAUCUGCCCAGCCUUCUCAUCGCCACCGAGGGGCGGCCUCCAUGGCCCCUGCAGGCCUGCCUUAUUAUGACGACUUUGAGCUGGAGAUACCAAUAGAUGAGGAAGACUACGCCUUAGAGAAAAAACUCAAUACUCCAGGUUUGCAUCAAAGUCUGCCAAACAGAAAAACAUCUCAAGACUUUAACCCUCGAUCAGGAAGUAAUGAUGACUUGCUCCAGAGGAUGUCAUCAGUCCUGCAGAGGUACAACAUUGAUCCCAGGGAGCUCAGUCAGGAGCAGCUCUACAAGCUGGCUCUCAUUCUGCAGCUGGUGCAAGGCCAGGAAAAAACAGAUCCAACUGAGAAAGACCUCAUUGCAGUCAAAGAGUUGCAGCUGUUGAAAAAGCAAAGUCUUUCAAAGCCCGAAAAGUCUACUCAUCUCGACAGCCCUCAGCAUCCUUUUUCGGCUUCCAUCCCUGCCUCACCUCCACCCAAAAGUCCCAGUUCUCCCCCCUCACCCCCUCAGGUUGCCCCUGCUGAAGCUGAACACAGCUUUAAGGAGCCAGUUGUGGAAGGAACUGGCGCCAAAGAGGAGUAUGGGUACAUCUACACAAAUCGGAGUCCUCUUAGUCUUUAUGAUGGAGUAAAGUUAUUGGAGCUGCUGGCUGAUAAAAUACACCUGACAACCAGCAGUUUCAUCAACAUCAGUGUGAUCGGUCCAGCACUGACCUUUCGCAUUCGCCAGAAUGAGCACAACAUGACGGCUGCAGAGGUCGCUGCAAAAGCUGUAUCGGAGAAAAGUUAUCUAGAGUCUGAGACAGGCCUGAAAAUUGUACAGACUGGUGUGGGAGAGAGAACAGAUGCCCGAGGCCUUCCUCAGGUAGCCAAGGUGCCUCAGGAAUCCAAUGGGACAGUCAUCACCCUUGUUUCCAUGGCAGUGGUAGGAGGUGUGCUGGUCCUGGCCAUAGCUGUGGCUUGUUUCAAGCACUAUUCUCAUCAUGUGGCCAAUGGCAAGCUUGGUUUGGGUCCAGAGGGAGGAGCGGAAACACACUUUGAUUACCAGGAGCUAUGUAGACAGCACAUGGCAUCUAAAUCCUCCCUGUGCCGUCAGGACUGCAUGGGAGGCGCGAGCGGAGGCAUAGCAGGGUCUGCCAUAGGAACCGGUGCUGGCGGAAGGAGGGGUACGGACACAUCCCGCGUCAGCAGUGUGUCCUCCCAGUUCAGCGAUGGACCUCAACACAGUCCAUCAUCCACCCACAGCUCCACCCCAUCCUGGAGCGAAGAGCCAGCCCAGUCCAACAUGGACAUCUCCACUGGUCACAUGAUUCUGGCGUACAUGGAGGACCACUUGCGCAAUAAAGAUCGGCUGCAGAAGGAGUGGGAGGCUCUCUGUUCCUAUCAGGCCGAGCCCUGUUCAGUGGCUGUGGCUCAAACCCUCAACAACAUAGAGAAAAACAGACAUGCCGUAGCUCUACCCUAUGAUCACUCUCGCGUCAAGCUGAAGACUGAAGUAAACCCAAAUAAGCAGGAUUACAUCAAUGCCAGUUUCAUUUUUGAUCAUGACCCUCGCCAGCCUUCGUAUAUUGCUACGCAGGGACCUCUGGCACACACUGUUGCAGAUUUUUGGCAGAUGGUGUGGGAAAACGGCUGCACAGUGAUAGUAAUGAUGACGGCUUUGGUGGAAGAUGGAGAGAAGCAGUGUGAACGAUACUGGCCUGAUGAAGGCUCCUCACUCUACCACAUCUACGAGGUGAACCUGGUGUCUGAGCACAUCUGGUGUAAGGACUUCCUGGUGCGAAGCUUCUACUUGAAGAACGUCCAGACACAAGAGACCAGGACCUUGACUCAGUUUCAUCUGCUUAGCUGGCCAGGUGACGGCAUCCCCACCUCCACGAGACCACUGCUCGACUUCCGCAGAAAGGUGAACAAGUGUUACAAAGGUAGAUCCUGCCCAAUUAUCGUUCACUGCAGUGAUGGUACCAGUCGAAGUGGCACAUACAUUCUCAUCGACAUGGUGCUGAACCGAAUGGCUAAAGGGGUAAAGGAGAUCGACAUUGCUGCCACACUGGAGCAUAUCAGAGACCAGAGACCCGGCCUGGUUCGCACUAAGGACCAGUUUGAGUUUGCUCUGACAGCAGUGGCCGAGGAGGUGAACGCCAUCUUAAAAGCCCUGCCGCAGUAAAUGAAGUGGAGCAGCUGGAGGACACACCGCCGAUACAUUGUGCCCCACAAAAACACAAAGAUGAAUGUAUCAUAUUGUGCGUUCAUGUACGUCCUACACUGUCAGAAAACUCUGUCCAACCACACUCAACGCCGCUGCUGUCAAUCCUGCACUGGUGUCCCAGUUACCCGCUGUCUGGAUUUUUAAACCUUUUCUGAGCUCAGUUUUAUGAAAAAGGGAGGAAAAUGAUUUUGGCAGGAUGCAGAUCACAACAUGAGAAGAUAUGGCGCCUUUUUUCCCCUUUUUUGCCCAAUAAAAAGUUCCACCUUUCCUACCCAAGGAUGGCGCCUUUAGAUGUGAAGCUAACUGAAUAAAACCUUUGUGCCUGUAUAAAUUUAGAUUAUAUCUCCACGCUGUUCCUCUCUGGUUGUUUUUUUUUUUUUUUUGGAACAUAACAGUCAGACAAAGAAUAGUGAACCACCACAUUCAGUUUAUUUCUAUCUGGAAAACAUUCAACAUUUUUUGUGGACAUUUCAGAACUUUUUAUUUAAUAUAGAUUUUUUUUUUUAGUUUUUGGAGCUUAACUAAAUUGACGUUAGCUUGAAAAAUGUUUGUGGCUUCCACCUUUUAAAAGGUUGAUUUUACUCAUCGUUCUGUGGAUAUGGUGUUUUGUGUUUUUCUUUAAUCGUGAGGCUUGUGUUUGCCUUGAAAAUGUAAUGGAUGCAUUGACCAAAAAGUACUCAUCUCCAUCUGUAGUUCCGCAAGGAGUAGCUUUGUUUGAAUUCCUUUAACGUCUUGAUAAUUGUGGAAACUUGUGAUUAAUGGAAAAGAAAAACUCAUCCUGAUGAUUGUGUUUCUUUCAUGUAGCAGACUAAUAAAAAAGAUAUGAUAUAAAAAUGUAUUUUUGACUUGACAAUUAAAUUUGUGAUGUGAUGCAGCAGAAAACAUCA
Oryzias latipes (Japanese medaka) is the source of this 4059-nucleotide messenger RNA. RefSeq names its product protein tyrosine phosphatase receptor type Na (gene ptprna). Lineage: Eukaryota; Metazoa; Chordata; Actinopteri; Beloniformes; Adrianichthyidae. Gene Ontology annotation, cellular component: synapse; secretory granule. Gene Ontology annotation, biological process: protein dephosphorylation; insulin secretion involved in cellular response to glucose stimulus; regulation of secretion. Gene Ontology annotation, molecular function: protein tyrosine phosphatase activity. The record is from RefSeq and is a predicted model, not a curated record.